GCCGAAGUCGUCAUUCUCUGCUUGGAUUGUGCAAGCACAAUGGUCGACAUGGAGUCUGAAAAACGCCCUCACAGUAGCAUUGUGUUGGUGCCGGAGCCCAGCCACAGCCCCCAGGAUCCACUGAAUUGGCCUCAUCGCCGCAAGUACCGGAUUCUGGCUGUGCUCUGUCUGGCUUCAUUCUCGGGGGCCAUUGCCCCGUUGUCUGGCCAGUUGAAUCUGGUCCAACAGGCUCAGAUCUAUGGCAAGACCAAAGUUCAAGAGUCGUAUGCGAACUCGGCAGCCCUGGCCGGGAUGGCCUUCGGGCCCUUCUUCGUGGCGCCCUUCGCCCACCGACUCGGCCGCAGCUCCGUGAUCUUCUGGAGCAUCGUGUGCACCCUGGUCUGCCAGAUCUGGGCGGCCGUGAUGACCCACUCGGACGAGUACAUCGCGUACGUGAUGUCGCGCCUGUUGGCCGGGUUCUUCGGGGCGGUGCCCACCGUGAUCGGACCGCGGAUGAUCACCGACCUGCUGUUCCUGCACCAGCGCGGACGCGCCUUCACGGCGCUGCACAUGGCCUUCCUCUUCGGCACCAUCGCGGGGCCGACCUUCUCGGCCUUCAUCUCGGCAGGGACCUUCUUCCCCGUCGAAUUCUGGUGGACCGUGGGCCUCCUGGGCGCCACCGCCAUCCUGAUCGUGCUCUUCCUCGAAGAAACCGCCUACGACCGCGAGCACCCCGAACGCAAUCGCACCCCCCCAGCCAGCUGGCUGGCCAACCGCCGAGCCACCUUCUUCUUCGGCCAGGCCCUCAUGCCCCCAACCCCCUGGUCGACCACCGCCAAGAUCGCCGUGGCCCCCGUGCUCAUCGGCCUCUGCCCCGUCACUCUGAUCAUGGGCACGUUCACCCUGAUCUCCUUCGGCUUCUACGUGGGCAUGAACGCCCUCGUGCCCGUGUGGCUGCAACGCUCCCCGGCAGAGGGGGGAUACGGCUUCACCCUCCGCCAGAACGCCGCGUUCACCUUCUGCCACUGGAUCGGGAUCCUGCUCGUGCAGCUGGGGGGCCAUCACUACGCCGACCGGCUGCCGCUGCUGCUAGCCCGGCGCCGGUCCCCGCAGGGGCAGGGCAUCUGGAAGCCCGAGUACCGGCUGCACGUCCUCUGGCUCCCCAGUCUGGUGCUCAACCCGAUCGGGCUGGGCCUCUUCGGCGCCACCCUGCAGUACCACCUGCAUUACAUGGUGCUGGCGCUGGCGGUGUUCAUCGUGACGGUGGGGUCGCUGGCGAGCGUGCCCGUCACGGUCAACUACGUGGUGGAGUGCUUCACGCGGUACCCGGCCGAGGCCGGGAUCGUGGUGGGCGCGUAUCGGAUCGUGUAUGGGCUGACGAUCAGCUUCUACAUCGAUCCGUGGGUGGAGGCGGUGGGCGUGGGCUGGGUGUAUGGGAUGAUGGCCUUCUUUGCCGUGUUCUCGUUUGCGUUUGUGGGGCUGUUGAUGUGGAAGGGGGAUGUGAUUCGCCGGUGGCAGAUUGCGAGCGUGGCGAGUAGUGAGGAGGGGGUGCUUAUCCGGCGGGAGGCUUUGCCAGAAGGUUUGAAUAGCCGUCAUAACAUAAGACAUGAUUCUUGUCGGAUGAAGUUGAUGGUGACAAGAGUGGGGAAGGGUGCUUAG
This is a messenger RNA of Aspergillus japonicus CBS 114.51, 1638 nucleotides long. RefSeq names its product polyamine transporter. The coding region runs from base 40 to 1638 and encodes 532 amino acids. Lineage: Eukaryota; Fungi; Ascomycota; Eurotiomycetes; Eurotiales; Aspergillaceae. Gene Ontology annotation, molecular function: transmembrane transporter activity. The record is from RefSeq and is a predicted model, not a curated record. Gene Ontology annotation, biological process: transmembrane transport. The transcript has 4 exons.